Molecule: messenger RNA, 2598 nt
Organism: Naegleria fowleri
Lineage: Eukaryota; Heterolobosea; Eutetramitea; Acrasida; Naegleriidae
Exons: 1
Coding region: 1-2598 (865 amino acids)
Source: RefSeq, a predicted model, not a curated record
AUGAGUGACAAUUCGAUCACCACAUCUUCAGCACCGUUAGCAUCAUCGAUAGAGCAAGAGAAAUCCACCAUUCAAACAUUAACAGAUUCUUUAUUCAAACUCUGCAACAUCCAAGAGAUCGAAACCAAUGCUCACUUUCAACAAAUCACUGAAAGCACUUCCCAACAAUUCAAAGAAUGUCAAUUCCCUGAUAAUGAAUAUCAUACGAAAGGCAUUGCAGACGUUUGUUUUUGGAUCUCGCUCUGCUUACCCUAUGCUUCAUUCGAAGAUCUUCGGCUGUUUGCUGCUAUUCUUGCAUAUCUGAGCGUUGUGGAUGAUGCAUGCGAUCAAGAAAAGGAUCUUACUGGAGAAUUAAGAGACGAACUUGAAUCUCAUAUUGAAUUGUUGACGACAAUCGAAUCGAUUUUCAACAACAACCUCAAAAUCACUUCAACACUCGAAAGUCCAUCAUUUCAACAUCAAAUUACAUCACCAACGGAUUCGCCUUAUUAUUGUUCAAUGACCAGUCCUAAUGAAUCAAGUACUCUAUUAGCACUUUCAUCUAUCACAACAAGUCCUUUUUCUCCUCAAUGCAACACCGUUCAACACAAAAUCGAACCUUGUCACAAUCCAUCUUUGGAGCUUGGAAAGAAAGUCCUUUUCCAGUUAUAUACAUCUCGAUCUGCAAAUGUCUCUUCUAAGACAAGGAUGGAAAUUGACCAUUUUCAGAAUGUUCGAUUCAUCAUGAUGGAGACAUUCGAGCACAAUGUUGGGAUAGCUAAUCUAUGGGCGAAAGACUCAAGUCCAACUUUAACCGAUUACAUGAAAAUGAGAGAGAAUGAUUCUCUAGCAAAAAUUUUAAUGUAUUUUGGCUUUAUGUUAGCCAUGAGUGAUAAAACGAGAGAUGACGAUGAUGAUGUGGUCAUCGAUAAAACACAAGUGACAGAAAUGGGUGAAAACUGUAACCCAUUUGAAGAGCUCAGAAAGAGUGAGUUCUAUAAGAGUGCUGUCAAGGUAUGCAUUUUGGUCAAUGACAUAUGUUCCUACCCCAAAGAUCUGAAAUGUGAAAUUCAGAACAAUUAUAUCUCUCUGUGGAUGAAAGAGCAUGAAGGAUCAAAUCUGGAGGAGAGUUUCAUGCACGGUAUUUCCGAGCUUGUCAAAUGCGUGAGAAUUAUGAAUCAACAAUUGGAAGAACUCUCUUCAAAGAAAGAUGAUGAUGAAUCCAUUCGAUUGUUUUCAAUCUUUAAGAACUUUAAAACUGUUGCCGUGGGAUACAUGGGAUGGUGUCUGAAAUCACCUCGAUUCAAACAUGAAAAUCAUCCAGUGCCUCAAUUGAAAAAGAUGCCAAAGACGACCACCAAAGACAACUCCUCUCUCGAGACAACAUCCAGUGUUCCUCCAAUGUUGACAAUUAACACACCAUCUGCACCUGUCACCUACUUGGAUGUCAUUCGAAAUGAAAAGAGGAAGAGAUUCCUAUUGAAUAAUUCCAACCACCAUUGCUCGAUCACGAUCGACAUUGGGGAUGAUUCUCUGUCAGACGGAAAAGUCACCACACUCUCCAAACAAAACAACAUUUGCAACGAUGAACUUAUCUUUGAUUCCUUUCCAGACGUUGCCUUUCAACAAGUUGCUUCUCAAACUGUAUCUGUAAGUAACUCGGCCAUGGACGAAAUCAUCUCAAUCGCAAUGAUCAAACGAAAAGAACAUGAUGUAGUGAACGUCACCGAUUUAAGGAGGAGCGAACUCGCGUAUAAUCACAUUCUCAAUGGAGUGCCUCUGAUCAUGAUGGUCCUUCACUACUUUGGUAUCAUGUCGUGGUGGCAGAUUUUUCUCAUUCAACAAUAUUGUACCAUCAGGUGGACUCUCUCCUUACACACUCUUUUACAUGCAUGUGCCAAGUUUGAUUUCUUUUCUGAAGUUUUGAUUGGUAUGGGUAAUUUUGGUCAGUUUUUCACACUCUCAGCGGCAAAGUAUGGUCACAAAACACAUCACAUGUUUACAGAGACAGAGAAGGAUGCAGAUUAUGUGUUCUUUGCGACAAAUAAUGUGUUACUUCUUCUCAUCAAGUGUCUGUUUUUUGCAGAAUACUACUCGUAUAUUUAUGUUUCACACUUGGUAAAGAAAUUGAAAGCAAAUGAGAACCUUCAUGAUGCCAUUCAUUCUGGAGAAUUCAAACACUUGGUAAGAUUUAUAGCCAUCAUGACUGUGAAAAUAUUAUUUUUCAUUGCAUUCAUUGGAAUUUUCUCCACCUCUUUCAUGGUUGUCAUUCUAAGUGCAAGAUUUGCUUCGAGUUAUGUGUUGGCCAUUUUCACUCAACUCAUUCACAAAUUAGAUAUGGUUCUCUUUUUUAACAGAAUGAACAAGAUCUUCCCAAGACGAUUGCAUUUGGAUCGAUUGCUGAAUCUCAUCUUUGGAUCCAAUAUUCAUGUGGUUAAAUAUCAUGCCAUUCAUCAUGAGUUUCCAUGGAUCUCACCCACAUCCUACUAUCCUUAUUUAAUGAAUUGCGAGCGAGAGUUGAAACAAAACACAAAGUCCUCAACGUCCAACUCUUCUUCUACCCUAUCCACUGUAUCAGGAGCACCUGUAAAUUAUUCAAUUGCCGAAAAUUCAGUCUAA